Messenger RNA from Helicoverpa armigera (cotton bollworm), 3705 nucleotides. RefSeq names its product serine/threonine-protein phosphatase 1 regulatory subunit 10. Gene Ontology annotation, molecular function: protein phosphatase 1 binding; metal ion binding. The transcript has 5 exons. The record is from RefSeq and is a predicted model, not a curated record. Bases 470 to 3436 code for a protein of 988 amino acids. NCBI's taxonomy places the organism in Eukaryota, Metazoa, Arthropoda, Insecta, Lepidoptera, Noctuidae. Gene Ontology annotation, cellular component: chromatin; PTW/PP1 phosphatase complex.
AAACAAUUUUGUUCAAUCUCAUUCUUCAAGCAAUCUCCCCGCUUGCCAGCCGUUUACUCGGAUCGAACGUAUUAGCUGGCCUUAGCUUGGAAAUCUGCCAACUCACUGAAUUUUAGAAAGUGUAUUCCUUUAAUUUAAUUAAACUCCUUUCUGUAAGGCUUUAAAUGGAACAGAAUAUUAAAUGUAGGAAUAUUAAAAUGAACUACGUAUCAUAUUAGUUGCACAAUUACCAAAUCUAUCUAUAAUUGUCUCUGCUGUGAAUACAGACAAUCGUAUAAAUACGUUUAAAAUAGUGUAAUUACAUGUUGAUGAACUUAAAACCUAGAAAAUAAGUGUUUCUUCGUGCAAGACUAUUAGAUUGCUACAAUGACAUGACGCCAUGUUGUUUCUGGAGCACAAGGCGUGGCAUUUCAACCAUUGUGCAAUCGGGUGUCGUGUUAUUUUUUGAAGUACUAUAGAAUUAAAAAUAAUGCCGCGUAUUGAUCCAAUUCAAUUGCUGAACUGCCUGAGUGUGCUAUUAUCACCUAAUGGUGGCAUCAAAAGCAGAGACGAAGUUCAGAGGCUAGCUAGCCUAAUGACUAAGUUUUCGAAGAAAUUGGUAUCCAAAUGUAUUUACAUACAAAUACUAAAAUGUACUGAAACUGAGUUACUUGGUUUAUUUAUGGGUUCUGGUGGCUGGGUUUUAGUACACAUGUGGUUGACUGAAAGUAUAGUCACAAAAAACUGGCCGCUGGUAAAGGAGUUAUUGGAACUGCUUUUACUAUGCCCUGUUGACAUAGAUCGCUUGAAAACUAACAACUGCCCUAAGUUAGUUAAGGAAUUAUCAAAGGACGACAACCACUUCGCUAUAAGAGCCCUAGCAUCAAAGUUAGUUGAACAGUGGUUAAAAACUGUUAAGGGCGAGCAAGUUGUUCCGGUCCAGCUUUCUGAUAUACCUCAAAUAAUAACAGAGGCGCAAUCUGACGCCGAGGCCCUGAUAAAAUCUGAGUCCAAUGUAGAUCAUGAAAAUAAUGUCAAUAACAUUGAAAUAAAAAGUGAAGAAAGGGUGAAAUUAGAAAAAAACAUUUCUAAUAAUGUCGAAAAUGAUAAAAUCUUGACUGAUGUACAAAUAAAAGAAGAAUUAGAUAACGAACCUGAAACAUUGCCAGUUCUGAAGAUUAGUUUAAAGGAUGGAAAACAAGUCAUAUCGCAAGUAGAUGAUGAUAGUGAAAGUAAAUCUGAAAUUCUAUCUGAUUCUGAAAAGUCUAAAUCAAAAAGUAGCAGUAAAGAUAAAUCAGACGACAGACGUAGUAGUAGUAGUAGUUCUAAGUCUACCAGUUCUUCAAAACAUUCAAGUAGGUCUCAUUCAAGUGAUAAACAUAAAAGUCACAAAAGCAGUUCUAGCCGCCAUAACAGUAGUAAAGAUAGGCCGAAAGAUAAAGACAGGAAUUCUUCUCAUAGCUCUAAAUCGAGGACUGAAAGUAGCAGUAGGAAAUCUAGCGAUAAGUCAUCGUCUUCCAGUAGCAAAUCAAAAGAAGAUCGAAGUUCUCGGACAUCUUCCGACAAAGAUAGAAACAAAGGAAAAGAAGAAAAAGGCGAAAAGAGUAAAGAAAACUCACUUAACAAAUCAAGUGAGAAGUCAGAUGAUAAAACUCCAUCAGUUCAUAAACUUGGCAAAAUACCGAAACUGAGUGACGCUAAAAAAGAAAAGCCCUCGAUAUCUAUAGAAGUCAGAAAACCGGACGAACCUAAGCCAAAAACGGUUAAAACAUUCAAUUCUAAAUUUAGGAAACAUGGACUUGAAGAAGAAGUUAAGCCACCACCGUCGCGUGCAGCAGUCUUAACAAAAAAAUCGACACCUGUAUUGCCGCCAACAGUAUCAAUACCAAAACGACCAUCUCCAGUUCAUAAUGAUCCUCCUCCAGAAAAAAAGCCAAAAACGGUAGAACCCGUUGAAAAACCCGGUGCAAUCAAAUUAAUUCCUCCUAAACCAAAACCAAUAAUGUUGUUAGAAAGUGACAUGUUCAUGGAUGCGCUAAAUGCUUCAGCGACGAACAAAAGAGAUCCAAAGAAAAGAAAACGACGUACAAGUGGAUCUAAGGAUGGAAAUCCAGGGAAUGACGGAUCACCACCACACACUCCCACGAAUAUGAGUAGUCCAAGUAGUGAAAGCAAGUCGGUACCACCACGAUUUUACCAAGACACACUCGAAACAGAAGAUAAUAAAGAAAAGGUUUCAGAGAAAAAUGCGGAUGCAACUGAAAACACUGAAGAAAACGUUACUAAGGAAGAUAAUGAAGAUAAAAUGGAUACAUCGGAACCUCACACUUUAACCAUUAAUGGACUUAAAGGAGUAUUGUGCUACCACAAAAGAAAGGGACCGAAAAAAAGUAUUAAGUGGAAACCAGAUACUGAAUUGGAGGAAAUCCAAUACUUUGAACUUGAUGAAACGGAGAGAGUAAAUGUAACGAAAACGUUUACAGAUAUGAAAUACUUAGAAAGGAUACACGAAAGAGAUGCAUUCCAAAAAGGAAGAAAUCUCAGUAAUGAUGACGUCAUGGAGGAAAAGACUAAUUGGCGGCCGCUAAUACCUGUUGACGCCGAUGGUCAAGUACAGGUAGAGCAUGGUAAAAACAGUAAAGAAAAAGAUAUUCAAGCAAUACGACAAAAAGGAACAUUACAGCCUCUUUAUUUCUCCAAAUCUAUGAUCCCCGACUCUGCAUUUGAGCCUGAUCCAGAAACGCAUCCUUAUACGGAACCAACGAUUAUACCUCUUGAUGACGUCACCGGUAACCAAGAUAAUAUAAGUGAUUUUAGAAAUAUGCCUUGGCCUGAACCUAAGGGUAACGCACCACCGUCGUCGGCGAACAUGAAUGUUCCCAAUAUGUUCCCACCGAACAUGAACCAAUUCCCUAAUUCUUUUCCAAACCCACAAUUUCCUGGUGUGCCAGGGUUUCAGGGUAACAUGGUUCCUGCUGACUGGCCAAGUGGAGUACCACCGCAUAUGAUGGCUAAUGGCAUGCCAGGGCCCAUGGCGCCUGGAGGUAUUCCGCCCGGUAACCUACCGCCGGGAAUGAUGAUGCCUCCAGAAAAUAUGAUGAUGUCACCAGAAAUGUUUGGAGGACCGAAUCCUAUGUUUCCUGUACCACCAGAAGGAUUUAAUAUGCAACAAAAUAUGUUUCCAAUGGAUUUCAAUAUGUCUGGACCACAAGGGCCUCCACCUUCAGGCCCUGAUGGUUUUCCUGGUAUGGGAAAUUUCCGUGGAGCCAUGCGGGGCCGUGGCAACGGCGGACACUGGCGAGGUAAAAACGCUGGAAGCUGGGAUGGCCCUCAGCGCGGAAGAGGAGGUGCUCGUGGUGGCCGCAAAGCGGUUUGCAUUUAUUUCCAACGAAAAGGAUCUUGUCGACAAGGCGACAAUUGUACAUUUUUGCAUCCAGGUGUAAAUUGUCCAUUUUAAGGAUAGGUUAGGUGUACCUACAUUAGGUUUGAAGAAAUUUUGUAAAUAAAAAAAGUCAUUAAGAUAGUUCCAGUUUUAAGCGUUUACGGCUGGAUUAGCAUUUAUACAAUCCUGCUGCCGUGCCGUAGAUAUUCCCUACAGUUUAGAAUAAACACCCAAAAAGACUGCUUAAUGUAAAUAGUUAUCUAAGUAAUAGUUAAAAUAUGUACAUAAUGUAAAGAUAUUCAUAAGUGUUUAUACGAAAUACAAAGUUAAAUAAUUUGAGUAUA